Leptopilina boulardi is the source of this 3856-nucleotide messenger RNA. Its product is annotated as pre-mRNA-splicing factor ATP-dependent RNA helicase PRP16. Gene Ontology annotation, biological process: mRNA splicing, via spliceosome. The transcript has 5 exons. The record is from RefSeq and is a predicted model, not a curated record. Gene Ontology annotation, molecular function: ATP hydrolysis activity; ATP binding; RNA binding. Bases 200 to 3580 code for a protein of 1126 amino acids. Gene Ontology annotation, cellular component: spliceosomal complex; intracellular anatomical structure. NCBI's taxonomy places the organism in Eukaryota, Metazoa, Arthropoda, Insecta, Hymenoptera, Figitidae.
UUGUGUAUACAAAAUUUUGUGUAUAUAUAAUUUGACGAAUUUUGACGUUUAAUAUUAUUUUUCAUCGUUUAUAUAAAUACGCAUACGUUGUAUAUUUUUAAAGAAAAAAUUAAAAUAACCUUAAAUAAAACACAUUUUUCUUAUAUAGUAAUAGUGAAUUUUUUUUUCUCAAUCAAGUGAAAAAUAUUAAAUAAAAAUCAUGGAAGAAUCAUCAGAAGACGUUUAUAGGUUAGAAGGCUCACAAAAUGAAACUGGUGGCUUAAUUAUUCGUAAAAAAGUUUCAGAUCAUACAUUUAAAAAGCCUCAAGCAUCUGCAUUGGGUCUUGAUAAAUUAGCGCAAAAAAUACGCAAUGAAAAAGAAAAAAAAUAUCGUGCACCUCAAGAGGAAACGCCAACUUACACUGCUGGUGUUAAUCGUGAAGCUAGAGAACGUUUGGAAUCAAGAUUAAAACGACAAAGAUUACAUGCACCCGAGGGUGAUAGAUACAAGGACAGAGAUCGUAAUAGGGAGAAAAAACGAAGUGACGACAGAGAUAGAGAUCGUCGACGUAAUUAUAGCAGUAGAAGUAGCAGUAGCAGAGACAGUUCACGACAAACACCAAGAUUUCGUGAUGAACCACAAACACCAAAAUACAGGGCAAAGGACACAACAUCGAGAAGUAAUUGGGAUGAUGACGAUGAUGAUAAUGAACCUCGUCGUUCAACUUGGGAUCAUCCAACACCUCAACUUUAUGGCUCUAGAAGCAAAGAAUCAAAUAGCGUUAGAAGUGAAUUUACACCGUCAUACAAAUACAAUUCAUGGAAUAAAGAUAAAAAACAUUCUGGUGUAACGCCUAAAGUUGAUGAUGAGGACAAAGAAUAUUGGGAGGAAGAACAAAAAAGAUUGGAUCGUGAAUGGUAUUCGCUUGACGAUGGUGAAGCACAACAUUUUGGUGGCGUAUCCGAGGAGUAUACACAAAAAAAAGAACAAGAACAAGAGGCACGUCGUAAAAAGCGUAUUUCCGCACAACAACGUCAAAUAAAUAAAGACAAUGAAUUAUGGGAACGUAAUCGUAUGUUAACAUCAGGUGUUGUUUGUUCACUUGACGUUGACGAUGAACCCGAUGAUGAAGCAGAGGCAAGAGUUCAUCUUCUUGUACACAAUGUUGUGCCACCAUUUUUAGAUGGACGUAUUGUUUUUACAAAACAACCCGAACCCGUUGUACCUGUACGUGAUCCAACUUCAGAAAUGGCACAAACAGCACGCAAGGGUUCGCCUCUCGUACGUGUUUAUCGCGAACAAAAAGAACGUCGUAAAGCACAAAAGAAACAUUGGGAAUUAGGUGGUACACAAAUUGGCAACAUUAUGGGUAUACGUGACAAAAGAAAAGAAGAAUUGAGAGAUGAACAAAUUGCCGAAACAGAUUUUAAAUCGGGACAAAAAUUUGCCAAACACAUUAGUGAUGAUACAACAAGUGGUACAAAGAAAUAUCACAAUAUACAAAAACAAAGACGAACAUUGCCAAUAUUUGCCGUUCGUCAGGAAUUAUUGACAAUAAUACGUGAGAAUAGUAUAGUAAUUAUUGUCGGUGAAACGGGAAGUGGUAAAACAACACAAUUAACACAAUAUCUUCAUGAGGAGGGUUUCAGUAAUAAUGGAAUAAUUGGUUGUACUGUGCCGAGGCGUGUUGCAGCAAUGUCAGUGGCAAAACGUGUUUCUGAUGAAAUGGGUUCAACGCUUGGUGAAAAAGUUGGUUAUGCAAUUCGAUUUGAGGAUUGUACAUCAAAAGAUACGGUUAUUAAAUAUAUGACCGAUGGUAUUUUAUUGAGAGAGAGUUUACGUGAAGGUGAUUUAGAUCGUUAUAGUGUUAUUAUAAUGGAUGAGGCGCACGAGAGAUCAUUAUCAACUGAUGUAUUAUUUGGAUUGUUGAGAGAAAUUAUAACACGUCGUUAUGAUUUAAAAUUAAUAAUCACAUCGGCAACAAUGGAUUCAACUAAAUUUGCCGCAUUUUUUGGCGAUGCUGCAACAUUUCAUAUACCUGGUCGUACAUUUCCGGUUGAGAUAAAUUAUUCAAAAAAUCCAGUUGAAGAUUAUGUUGAAGCUUCAGUUAAGCAAGUUCUUCAGAUACAUUUACAACCGCCAAAAGGUGAUAUAUUGGUUUUUAUGCCUGGACAAGAGGAUAUUGAAGUUACUUGUGAGACGCUUAAGGAUCGUUUAAUGGAAAUUGAAACGGCUCCUGAUUUAUCAAUUCUACCAAUUUAUUCACAAUUACCAUCUGAUUUGCAGGCGAAAAUUUUUCAAUCAUCCGAAGAUGGUAUGAGAAAAUGUGUUGUUGCGACAAAUAUUGCUGAAUCAUCAUUGACAGUUAAUGGAAUUGUAUUUGUCAUUGAUUCGGGUUAUUGUAAAUUAAAAGUUUAUAAUCCACGUAUUGGUAUGGAUGCAUUGCAAGUUUAUCCGGUAUCGCGUGCCAAUGCUGAUCAACGUGCUGGUAGAGCUGGUAGAACUGGUCCAGGACAUUGUUUUCGUUUAUAUACGAGGAGACAAUAUUUAGAUGAAUUAUUAUUCACUGGCGUUCCUGAGAUACAGAGGACAAAUUUGGCGAAUACUGUACUUUUAUUGAAAUCAUUGGGCGUUCAGGAUUUAUUGGCAUUUCAUUUUAUGGAUCCACCGCCGCAGGAUAAUAUUUUAAAUUCACUUUAUCAAUUAUGGAUUUUGGGCGCAUUGGAUAAUACUGGACAAUUAACGCCACUGGGUCGUCAAAUGGCUGAAUUUCCAUUGGAUCCACCGCAAUGUCAAAUGUUAAUUGUUGCUUCUCAACUUGGAUGUACGGAGGAAAUUUUAAUUAUUGUAUCUAUGCUGUCGGUGCCUUCAAUAUUUUAUCGUCCAAAGGGACGUGAAGAGGACUCAGAUUCGGCACGUGAGAAAUUUCAAAUUCCCGAAUCUGAUCAUUUAACUUAUUUACACGUCUAUAAAUUGUGGAAACAAAACAAUUAUUCGGCAAUGUGGUGCAAUGAGCAUUUUAUACAUGCAAAAGCAAUGCGUAAAGUACGUGAGGUUCGUCAACAAUUGGAGGAGAUUUUAAAGCAACAAAAAAUGGAGGUCAUCAGUUGUGGCACCGAAUGGGAUAUGGUGAGAAAAUGUAUAUGCUCAGCAUAUUUUCAUCAAGCGGCACGUCUAAAGGGAAUUGGUGAAUAUGUAAAUUGUCGUACGGGAAUGCCAUGUCAUUUGCAUCCAACUUCAGCAUUAUUUGGCAUGGGUUUUACGCCCGAUUAUGUUGUUUAUCAUGAAUUAGUGAUGACGGCAAAGGAAUAUAUGCAAUGUGUGACGGCCGUCGAUGGACAUUGGUUGGCCGAACUUGGUCCCAUGUUUUUUAGCGUCAAAGAAACGGGUAAGAGUAAUAUGGCAAAGAAACAUCGCGCUGAACAUGUUUCGGAAAUGGAGGAUCAAAUGAAACAGGCCGAGGAGGAAAUGAAAGCGAGAGCGCAGAGGGAAUUGGAGAAGGAGCAGGCGUCGAUUAGAAAACAGGAAAUCUUAACUCCCGGUCGAUGGGAACCUGGAACUCCAGCAUCAAACAGAAGUCGUGGACGAUUGGGAUUAUGAAUUUGACUAAUAAAAAUGAUCCUUAGCACAGUAUUUUUGUCUUCUGAUAGUAGAAUUAAAUUGAAAAACUUUGAAUUUCCUAUUUUUUUUCUUUGAAUUGUUUGCAUUUUUUUUUUUUUUUUUUGAUUUACCAACGAUAAAAAAAUAUAGAUAAUAAACAAAUAAAUAUUUAUAUGAUAAUAUUUUAUAGAUAUUAUCUUUGAGGUGAAUUUUAAAAAUUGUAUAUAAUUGUAUAUAUAAAUAUUUUUUCGUAAAUAAUAAAAAGAGUUAACGAAA